This is a messenger RNA of Parasteatoda tepidariorum (common house spider), 2242 nucleotides long. RefSeq names its product piggyBac transposable element-derived protein 4-like. Lineage: Eukaryota; Metazoa; Arthropoda; Arachnida; Araneae; Theridiidae. The record is from RefSeq and is a predicted model, not a curated record.
AUUGCCUAAGGAAGUCAUUUUGACUGCUUUUCAAUUUAAAUUUGAAAAACAAUUAUGUUUAUAAUGACACAGCUUCUUAGAAUUUUAUGACUUUUUGUACAACAUAUAGAAGCGUUUAUUAAUCAUUGUAGUUACCUCCCCCUCCGUAAUUUCCGGUAAAAAUAUAUGUAUUACACCUAUAUUGCCUAAAAGCAGUCAUUUUGACUACUUGGGAAAGCCGGAAUAGCCUGGUUUUAUAGGGCACUGGGCACAAGUCCAAGGGGGUCGUGGGUUCGAUCUUCGCCGGCCGAAGACUCCCCGUGUCGUAAAUGGUGACUGAUUUUUGCCCACGCGCCUCGUUCCGCUUGAACGCGCUACAACGUAAUAACCGUGAGCUGCACACGUGUCGACUUAGGAUAGGCCUGCUUUAUGCAGUGAUAGUCGUUCUGACACGUUGUUCAGUUGAUUUCUUUUGCGCCCUAAAUUCAUGAAAGAAAUGUCGAAUAGAAGAGAGUUAUUGGAAAAGCUAAAGAACAUAGGUGAAGAGUGUUCCGAUAUCGAAUCAGAUACAACAAAUUGGGAACUAUCAUCUGAAGAUGAAUCGGAUUAUAUUCAAAGUGAGACAUCUGAUGUUGAAGAUAGCGAUGAAGAGGCGAUCACUAACGAUGAAAAUGAAAGUGUCAUCAAUGUGUCCAGGAAAAGGUGUAGAGUGCUAAGUAGUUCAGACUCUGAUGAAGAAACUGAUAACACCUUUCAAGAGACCGAAACAGCUGCCGAUGGUACUGUGUGGUUAAAAUUUGACGAAGGUGGAAUUCCUGGAAGGUUACCAUCUACUUGUGUUUUCAAGGGUGUCAAAGGUCCAACAGGCUACGCAAAAAGGAACAUUAUGGCAGAUAAUCUUGUCAGUGCAUUCUCGUUGAUAAUAGAUAACUAUAUUAUCGAACAUAUAAAAAAUUGCACUGAAGAAGAAGGCCGCCGAAUUUUGGGGAACGAUUGGACAACAACAUUACCGGAAAUCCGUGCAUUUAUUGGGAUUUUAUAUGCUCGUGGAGCCUACGAGGCAAAAAAUUUAAAACUGAGUUAUUUAUGGCCAGCAAAGUGGGGUCCCGAAUUUUUUAGAAGAACUAUGACCAGAGAUAAGUUCAAGCAAAUCCUACGAUUUAUUCGUUUUGACAAAAAAAGCGAAAGAAGUAAACGUCUCCAAACAAAUAAAUUUGCCUUGGUUUCGGAAAUAUGGGACAAAUUCACUGAAAAUAGUCAAUCUUGCUAUCAACCAGGGCAAAAUAUAACAGUUGACGAGCAAUUAUUUCCGACAAAAGCCAGGUGCAAGAUUAUACAGUAUAUGCCUAAUAAACCCAAUAAAUUUGGCAUCAAAUUCUGGCUUGCAUCAGAUGUUAGUAGCAAGUACGUUUUGAAUGGUUUUCCUUACUUGGGGAAAGAUGAACAACGACCAUCGUCAAUGCUUCUCAGUGAGCACGUUGUUCUGAAACUUGUCGAGCCAUACACAAGCUGCGGAAGGAAUAUCACGACCGAUAACAUUUUCACUAGCAUGUCACUCGCGACGAAAUUAUUGGCCAAAAAAACAACACUUGUUGGAACUAUUAGAGGAAAUAAAAGAGAACUACCCAAAGCAGCCAAACAAACGAAGGAUAGCAUGCCUCGUUUUUCGACUCUCCUAUAUAAAUCACAAAAUUGUGUCCUUACAAUAUAUAAAAGCAAACCGAAUAAGAGAGUAGCUGUUCUAAGUUCCAGGCAUAAAUUUGUGAAAAUUGACAAAAGUAAUAAAAAAAUGUUACCGGACUCUAUUCAAUUUUAUAACAAAACAAAAUUUGGAGUUGAUAUGACGGAUCAAAUGGGCAGAAAAUAUACAGUAAAAUCUAGUUCUCGUAGAUGGACCCUCCAAAUAUUUUUCAAUAUUUUAGAUUUAGCUGCUAUAAAUGCUUGGAUCCUUAACAAGGAAGUGACAGGAAUACAAAUGCAACGAAAACAGUUCUUGUUUCAAUUAGCAGAACAGCUUUCCACCGAUUACAGAGCUACAAGACAGAAAAAUUCAUCAGAACAUGGAGACCCACAAAGAUCAACUGCAACAUCAUCAAAUACAACAUAUUCGAACAAACGCAAAAUUUGUCAAGUACGACUUUGCCACAAAAACAAAACAAAUAAUAUGUGUGAAAAAUGUCAAAAGUAUGUUUGCGGAUUUCCACUUUCAUUUGCUUAAAAUGUUCAAAUAAUGAAUAAAUUAUUUUUUUCCGAGUGAAGUAAG